GAGAGAGAGAGAGAGAGAGAGAGAGAGAGAGAGAGAGGGGCCGUUGGGGGAGAGCUGCUGUUCGGCUCCAACCACUUUCACAGCAAUCAUUCUGACUCGAGCCACGGGGUCUACGGAGCACUGGACAAAGAAGUUUAUCUGGAUUUAAACAAAUUAAUUUUAAAAGGCCUCCCUAGCGUCCUCACUGCGCAACUGCGCCGGCACGAGAGGGCAGAGAUCCAGCAGGAUACAAUAUCUGAUGACGCAUCACUCUGACAUUGAAUGCUUCCUGAUUCCAGCAAACAGCGGAUUACAAAGAGGAAACUGAACCACUUAAGGGGAUUUCAGAGAAACUAUCCCAGGGAAUACCGCCUGCCCUGGCUCAGUUCUGUGCCCUUGACUGAAACAUGGACCAUCUGACUCAACUUGGAUGCCCCAUCUGAAGGAUCUCAGUGGUUGAAUAAAGAUCUGUCAGACACACACACACACACGCUCAGCAGUCAUGUCUACCGAUGCGUCCCACGCUGCCUACGCGGGGGCGGAGCCCUCCACGGUUCCCAUGACGCCCGGGGCGGGGUACCUGCUGCGGAUGUUCAGGGAGUACCAGAGCAACGCCGUCAUCAUGAAACACUACAACUUCACCGGCAAGCUGAAGGAGAACAAGUACCGUGAUGGCCUGAAACCUGAGGCCAUCUUCUUCCUGCUGGUCUGCCUCCUCAUCGUCCUGGAGAACGCAACGGUUCUCCUGGCCAUCUGGAGGAACAAGAAGUUCCACCUGCCCAUGUACUACCUGCUGGGGAACCUAACACUGUCCGACCUGCUGGCGGGAUUCACAUACAUGGUGAACAUCGUGACGUCGGGCGCCAACACGCUCACGAUGACCCCUGCCCUCUGGUUCCUGAGGGAGGGGGGCGUGUUCAUCACGCUGGCGGCCUCUGUCAUCAGCCUCCUGGCCAUCGCCAUCGAGCGCCACGUCACCAUGGUGAGGAUGAAGCCCUACCAGGGCGCCAAGCGCGGACGCAUGUUCGCCCUGAUCGGAGCCAGCUGGGUUCUGGCCGUCCUGCUCGGGGUUCUCCCGGUUCUGGGGUGGAACUGCAUGGGCCGUCUGGACCGCUGCUCCACGGUGCUGCCGCUCUAUGCCAAGAGCUACAUCCUGUUCUGCAUCACAGUGUUCACCGCCGUGCUGCUGGCCAUAGUGGUGCUCUACGUGCGGAUCUACCGCAUUGUCAAGUCCAACACGCAGCAUCUGGGCUCCGCCCCCCAGAGGAAGGGCCUUGCCAGGAAGAGUCAGAAGUAUCUGGCUCUGCUGAAAACCGUCACCAUCGUGGUGGGGGUCUUCAUCGCCUGCUGGGCUCCGCUCUUCAUCCUCCUCCUCCUGGACUUCUGCUGCGCCCCGCGGGGAUGCCAGGUCCUCUUCAAGGCUGACUACUUCCUGGGCGUGGCCAUGCUGAACUCCCUGCUGAACCCCAUCAUCUACACCCUGACCAGCCAGGACAUGCGGCGGGCCAUCCUGCGGCUGCUGUGCGGGAGCUGCCUGCGCGGGGGCGGCCGCGCCCACAAGCUGGGCGCUCUCUUCCUGGACGGCAGCACCAGCCACACCGAGGCCGCCCCCCAACGGCUGGAGGGGCUGGAGACCACCGUGUCAUCUGGGAACUUCACCCCCUCCACUGUCAAGGCCAUCUACCCCCGCAUGGCCCAGACAUGAUCCUACCCCCAAAUCGGGGGGGGGGGGGGGGGGGGGGAUUUGGAGGAGUUCUAAGGACAAGACUUAUACCUGCAGAUGACAACUUCCUGUGUGGAGAGGAUGGGUGGAGUACAGGAUGUGAAUACAUCUGGACGGGUAAAGCUCAAUGGUAGACUGCAGGUCGUCGUGGUCUACAUCUUUGGAUGAAAGCAUCUGCUAAUUGAACCUUUUCAUGUACUUAUGUAGACUGUUUGUACAUGUCCUGCUUGAGGAUGACCGUCUCCUGAGAGGACUGGCUGCCUGUAGAUCUCACACAUCAGGAGGCCCACUUGAGUUGUGUCUUGCGGGAUCUCUACUAGUCAAGGCUGUGUUUCCAAGUCACUAAAGAAGAAUUAGUUAGGGGUAGGUGUAGCUGAGUGGUUAGAGCAUUAGACUACCGAUCAAGCAAGUUCAAAUCUCUCUCAGUAGGUUGUUUUGGAUAAAGGUAUCUGCUAAAUGAACAGUACUCAUCACUUACCCCACAUAAUAAUGCUGUUUGUAACACAACCCAACAGUACAGUACUACAGACAGUGAAGCAUAUGGAGCUGUUCUGACAGCCUCUGUUAUCAGACUGCUGGUCUGACUGAUGCCUGGUAGCGUCUUCAACAUCUAUCCCUCCACUGCAGAAAACAUUUAACAGACAUGAUGAUAUGUAGUUAGAGCACACUGCCUCCACACCCAGUGCUGCCCUGCUAAGCUUGUCCUUCCUGCUGUCAGAUCUGCCCUCAGAAGGUAUGCUGGGAGAUCUCAGGGCUGGGUGUGGAGACAGGACCUGGGAUGGUGAGGCGGUGGAGAGAGGAGCUAUUUGGUCCAUUCUACAAACAAAAUCUGUUUCUGUAAGGCAGCCAAACUGGGGGUUGUUUGUAAAUAGAACCAACUGUAGAUUUCUUAUCAGAAAUGCAUUUUGUAUAAUCUGAACUAUUCUUAAAUUAUGAGAUUGUCCCCUGUGUUAUAUAUGUACGUUCAACAAAUAAAUGUAUAUUUAAAUGAGUAUUAUAAUAUUAAAAUAGUUUGUUGACACUGUCACCACCUUGUAUAAAUAGUAUUAACUGUGACCACAUUUAAAUAUAUGUAUUGCCUUUCUUAUUGUGGUUUCUUUUUUUAAGGAUUUAUUUAAUAGGAAGAUUUAUUUAAUAUUGACAGAGAGCAAGACGGGAUGGCAGUCACAAGGGGCCGCUUAACACCUUCAGACACCUUCAGACACACCAAGGCUGUUGCCAUGGAGUCAACAUUGGGAGGGGACGAAUUAAAUUUUUUAUGAUAAUUU
Molecule: messenger RNA, 2970 nt
Organism: Hypomesus transpacificus
Lineage: Eukaryota; Metazoa; Chordata; Actinopteri; Osmeriformes; Osmeridae
Gene: s1pr5a
Product: sphingosine-1-phosphate receptor 5a
Exons: 2
Coding region: 482-1684 (400 amino acids)
Biological process (GO): G protein-coupled receptor signaling pathway
Cellular component (GO): membrane
Molecular function (GO): sphingosine-1-phosphate receptor activity
Source: RefSeq, a predicted model, not a curated record